CGGAUCUAGCCUGGCUGUGCAGCUUUUCCUUUUGGAUAAAUGAAAUGGGGGAAAGAGUGACUUUGGAUGAAGUCUCCGAUUUCUCCGUUCUGAAUCUCUCCUUCGGGAUUUUAAAUGUUUGUAUGGGGAUCUAGUUCUUCAGGUGAACCUGGAACCGGUCUCUAGACUCUAAUCCAAAGUCUUUAUCUGCGUGAAGUAAGCAGUACAGGUCUGUGGUGUUUCUCCUUGAAGGACACACAAUGCUCUCCAAACUAGCACGUUUGCAGACUGUUGCUGUGCUUCGUCGAGGAGUUCAUUCCUCAGUGGCUUCCGCCACAUCCGUUGCAGCUAAAAAGACAGUCCAAGGCCCUCCAUCCUCUGAAUACAUUUUUGAACGGGAAUCUAAAUAUGGUGCGCACAAUUACCAUCCUUUACCUGUGGCCCUGGAGAGAGGAAAAGGUAUUUAUGUUUGGGAUGUAGAAGGCAGAAAAUAUUUUGACUUCCUGAGUGCUUACAGUGCUGUCAACCAGGGGCACUGUCACCCCAAGAUUGUGAGUGCCCUGAAGAGUCAGGCAGACAAAUUGACCUUAACGUCUCGUGCUUUCUAUAAUGACGUCCUUGGGGAAUAUGAGGAGUACGUCACUAAACUUUUGAACUACCAUAAAGUUCUGCCUAUGAAUACAGGAGUAGAAGCUGGAGAGACUGCCUGUAAACUCGCUCGUCGGUGGGGCUACACUGUGAAGGGCAUUCAGAAAUACAAAGCAAAGAUUGUUUUUGCAGCUGGAAACUUUUGGGGUAGAACCUUGUCUGCUAUCUCCAGUUCUACAGAUCCAACCAGUUAUGAUGGCUUUGGACCCUUUAUGCCAGGUUUUGAAAUCAUCCCAUAUAAUGACCUGCCUGCACUUGAGCGUGCACUUCAGGAUCCAAAUGUUGCCGCCUUCAUGGUAGAACCAAUUCAGGGUGAAGCAGGUGUUGUUGUUCCGGAUCCAGGGUACCUAGUGGGAGUACGAGAGCUCUGCACCAGGCACCAGGUCCUGUUUAUUGCUGAUGAAAUACAGACAGGAUUGGCCAGAACCGGUAGAUGGCUGGCUGUUGAUCAUGAAAACGUCAGACCUGACAUAGUUCUUCUUGGGAAGGCCCUUUCGGGUGGCUUAUACCCUGUGUCUGCAGUGUUGUGUGAUGAUGAAAUAAUGCUGACCAUUAAACCUGGGGAACAUGGGUCAACAUAUGGUGGCAAUCCACUGGGCUGCCGAGUGGCCAUAGCAGCCCUUGAGGUUUUGGAAGAGGAGAACCUUGCUGUGAAUGCAGACAAAAUGGGGACUAUCUUGAGAAAUGAACUCAAGAAACUGCCCUCUGAUGUUGUAACUGCUGUCAGAGGAAAAGGAUUGUUAAAUGCCAUUGUUAUUAGAGAAACCAAAGAUUAUGAUGCUUGGAAGGUGUGUCUGCGACUUCGAGACAACGGGCUUCUGGCUAAGCCAACCCAUGGCGACAUCAUCAGGUUUGCACCUCCACUUGUGAUCAAUGAGGAUGAGAUCCGGGAGGCAGUGGAGAUCAUUAACAAGACUGUCCUGUCUUUCUGAGGGUAGGAGCUGUUCAGUGGCCCCAAGAAGCUGGCUGGAGCCAGGGGUCUUGUAAAGCUUUGCUCUUAUUGCAGGCACAUUCCACUCCCAUAUGUCUUCAAAAACAUUUUUUUUAAUACGUAUUUUUUUCAGUUGGUACAUGACAGAGUGUGACAUUUGUGAACCAGCAGUUGACUGUGUAACAUAACCAAGGGAAUGAAUGGCAUCUGUUAUUUGUUAAGUGUUACUGACUGCAUGUGUACUCGCUAAGGUGAAAUACAUCCAUUUGUGUAUGAACAGCCUUCAAAUCAAGUCUUUCAGUAUAAUUUACUUUUUUUUAAAAAUAAUUUUCUUAUAUAAAUGUUUUGUAUUUGAAAUGGUUAUCUCUCAUAUAUUACAUAAAAGACUUUCUUCAUCUUAUAAAAUUGAAUCAUUGUAAUCAUUGAAUUUUAGGGUGAUUAAUGGUCAAGCAUAUACAGAAUCCUAAUUCUAAAGAGUGAACUUUAUAUUGGUCAACACCAGAGUGUGUUCUAUGAGUGUCAUUGUUUUGAAUGAAGAAUUCAUUCCUAAAUUAUGUUUUGAGUGCUCGAUUAUAGUUUGUAAAAACAAAAAAGUGUAUUUUCAAUAUUUCUUUAAAUUUAAAAUAAAGCUUAUUUAAAAGUGUGUUUUGUGAUCAGUGAGCUAUUAUAGCAGUCAUUCCAGGUACCCAGUGUUGGGGUGCUUUCUGAGAAUGUUCUUACCUUGCUUUUAUUUCUGUGUUUCUCUAAGAGCAUUUCUGCUUCCUUUGAUGAUCUAGGGAAAAUAGGAAAUACUGAAAAAGAUCUAGAAGACAGUCUAACACUUCCCUUUCAAACACUGGCUUUUUUUCUUGUGCAUAUUUACCAUUUUACUAAAGUUAUCUUUAACUGUACAUGGUAGUUUGCAGCUUUUCUGUUUUUCUUUUUAUCCAGAAAGAGCACUUUAUAUUUCCAUUGGUAAUUACAAGUGUAUCUCAUUCUCAAAUGACUAGUGUUUUAUGACAUGUGGCUAUAUUAUAAUUUCAUCUCAUGUCCAGGGAUAAUUGGGCUUGUUUCAGGUUUUUCACUCUAAAUAAACCUAUGACUACUUAUUGUCUUCACACAAUGGUGUGGUUUUUUGUUUUUGUUUUUUAUUAAAAUUUGUGGACUUUCUUUUGGAGGUGAAUAUUUUUGUGGAGUAAAUCUCUAGAAGGGGCUUGCUGUUCAAUAGUGUCUCCUUGUUCUCUGACUUCCCUCAGGUUCUGUGAGGUCAUUUUACAGCUCCCCAGGGGGUGUGAAGUCAAGAUGGAGAACCUCUGGGCUUUGGGAUCUUACUAACAUGCAAAUUGAGAUUCUGAGUGUACCUGAGAUUCUGCACUGCCCGCAGGCUUCCUGCAAGGGAGCUACAUCCAGCAGUCCUCACUCUUCAGAGAAGGUCUGAAGGCCAGGUCAACUUAACAAAUGGAGUUCCUGGCUAAAUUCUAUGA
This is a messenger RNA of Castor canadensis (American beaver), 3021 nucleotides long. RefSeq names its product ornithine aminotransferase (gene Oat). Gene Ontology annotation, molecular function: identical protein binding; pyridoxal phosphate binding; L-ornithine transaminase activity. Lineage: Eukaryota; Metazoa; Chordata; Mammalia; Rodentia; Castoridae. Gene Ontology annotation, cellular component: cytoplasm. The record is from RefSeq and is a predicted model, not a curated record.